This is a messenger RNA of Pistacia vera, 438 nucleotides long. RefSeq lists its product as uncharacterized. The coding region runs from base 1 to 438 and encodes 145 amino acids. The transcript has a single exon. Lineage: Eukaryota; Viridiplantae; Streptophyta; Magnoliopsida; Sapindales; Anacardiaceae. The record is from RefSeq and is a predicted model, not a curated record.
AUGGAAGAUCCUCUCGAAAGUUCAGUCGAUUCAUCCUCAACCCACGUUGAACAAUCCUCCAGCCCCAACCCCAACCCCAACCCACCCAACCCUCGUGCCAUUAAUAUGUUUCGUUACCUGAACCUUAGUGAUCCCGGUAAUCCCUUCCGGCUAGAUAAUGGCAACAACCCUGCCGUUAUUCUAGUCACCAAUUUGCUCAACACAGAUAAUUACAUCACUUGGUUGCGUGCUAUGCGACGAGCCCUUCGUGCCAAAAAUAAAUUAGGGUUUAUCUCUGGAGAUAUCCCCAAACCAAUCGACCCUACAGACCCUCUCCUUGAGCUCUGGGAGUGUUGCAACGACAUGGUAGUGUCGUGGAUUCAAAACUCCAUCACCUCUUCAAUCAAAUCCAGUGUGGUGUUCGUUGAUGAUUCGCGCGACAUAUGGCUUGAUCUUUAA